Messenger RNA from Salvelinus fontinalis (brook trout), 6021 nucleotides. RefSeq names its product trichohyalin-like. Bases 90 to 2036 code for a protein of 648 amino acids. The transcript has 12 exons. Lineage: Eukaryota; Metazoa; Chordata; Actinopteri; Salmoniformes; Salmonidae. The record is from RefSeq and is a predicted model, not a curated record.
UCCUGGCCAAGCGCACAGAAGGAAACAGCGUAACACUUUUUAGUGAGAUAAUUGCUGUUUUGCGCUUUCGUUUCAAGAAAAUUGGCACAAUGGGAGAGAGAGAGUCUGUGGAGAGAGAGAUGGGCCUACACAUUCCCUUCUACCCUCUCCCCGAGGAAAUACAACAGAUGGAGAGGUCGGAGACUGUCUGUCAGUACUGCGGUGUGAGUUAUCUCAUCCUCCACGAGUUCCAGCUCCUCCAGGACAGGUUGGCCCAGGUGGAGACAGAGCUCCAGAACCAGAGAGGGGCCACAGAGAGAGAGAGAGCCCAGAGAGAGCUGCUGGAACUGGGCAGAGAGGAGUGGGAGAGGGCUCUGAGAGAAGAGAUCCAGAGAGGGUCCACGGAGAAAGAGAAAGUCCUGAGAGAAGAACAUGAAAAGAGGUUUGAAGAGAGGAGAUUCCUAAAUGAGGAGAUAGAAAAAAGGAGUGAGGAGAGAUGGAGAGUCCUGAAAGAAAAACUCCAACAGUCCAACACUCAUCUGGAGGAACAGAGGGAAGACCUACAUCAGCAGGAAGAGAGGCUGAAGCGUGUGGGUUUAGAGCGAGACAUGACAGAGGGGCUGCUGUGUAAAGAGAGAGAGCUCUGCCAACAGCUCAGACAGAGGUGCGUAAGACAGCAGCAGGCCCUGACUGCCACCUUGUCUCUGCUUCGAUGCUCUCGUGAGGAGCUAAGAGAUGUACAGGGUUUCCUUAGCCAACUGACAGGGGCCUGGGAGGACUGCAGUUCACAGCUACUGGAGAGGAGCAGGGAGUCAUACUCAGUGCUCAGGGAGGAGCUGAGGAGUGUGUGUGUCGAACUCCAGAGGAUCAGGACGGAGAGAGAGAACGUGGAGCAGAAACUCAUAGCUCAGAGCAGAAAGACAGAAGAGCUGGUGAACCAACAGACACACUCCCAGGGGGAGCAGAGAGACACACUUCUCAGGCUGUCCCAAGAGCUCAGGGAGAAGGAGGAAGGCUGGUUGUCAUGCCAAUGCAGGUGUGACUCUCUACAAUCACAGCUGUUGGCAUGUCAACAGAGAGAGGAGGAGGCAACCCGGAAGUACUCUGUGGCUGAGCAAGAAGUGGACGCUCUGAGGAGAAAACUAGAACACGCCCAACAGAAGAGCAAAGACCUGAGGAGAGACAGUGAGAGGAUGAUGGAGUCCCAUCGUAAAGCCUUGAACAAGAUGGAGGAUGACUACAGACAGGAGCUGCCCUUCAAGCUACAGGCGGCUCUGGAGGAGCAGAGGACCCAGAAUGCUGUGCGUCUGAAGGAGCAGGAAGAGGAGCUAAAGAGGGAGGCGGGGUUAGAGCUGGUGAUUGACAGGGAGAAGAGUCGGGAGCUGCUGCUGCAGUACCAGAGAGAGAAGGAGCAGCUGCAGAGGAAGCUGUCCUCCCAGGUCCACUCAGCCACACAGGAGCUCAGAGAGGAGGUGCAGAGGCUGAGGGAGGUGCAGGAGGAGAGGAGCACUAAAGAGGAGAGGCUACAGCGUGUACUACAGCACUCCCAGCAACAGGGGGCGCUAGAGCUGAGCCAGGCCAGAACAGAACUGCAGCUACUGAGAGGAGAGAACACUGGACUACAGGACGAGGUGGUAUUGCUUCAGGAGACAGUGAGGAGAGAGUGUGAGGAGAGAGGGGAGCUGACCGCUGCUCUUACCCAAGCUAGAGAGCAGCUCCUGGUGCUACGACGCCAAGCCUCGCCCCUGGAUCUCUCCCACCUCCAAGGCAAACACCCCCAGACAGACUUCCCACAUUCCCAGACCAAAGUCCGACUGCCCCUCACCCGCUCCCUCGCACCCCAGCACACACUGAGACCCUCGCCCCCUUACACAGCCACGGGGGGGAGAGAAGGGGGAGGCGUGGGGAGGAGUGUGGCAUCCUGGCAUGGUAGUGGGGGAGAGGCGGGGGAGAAAGGGAGAGGGGGAGAGAGAGGGGGGAACCUGCCCAAACUGAGGUCCAGCAGUGAGGUCAAACACAGAGUUAAUCUGGUGAUGGGGAGGAAGGAGAGAUCCUGAAACACACUGUGUUACUCACACAGAUAUUUAGGAAAAGACAUGAAAAGUGCCACACACACAUAUAGAUGGUCACCUACGCUCACAGGCAGAUGAUACACUGUUGGCUGAGAAUUCUGCUUCAAUAAAGUUCACAGAAACUCACACUCCAUCCCAGAGACAAACACACUUGAGUUCACACACACAUUCAAACAGCCUCCCUCAGUCAGUUUCAAUGGCACGCAACAGCUUUCAAACAAGCACACACUCACACUCCAUCACGGGGCCAGGAGAGUAGAAGCAUGACAGCACAUCCCCUGCCACCCGCAGACACAAACAAAGGCCUGACAUGCACUCACUGCAGCACACACACACACACACACGGACACACACACACACGGACACACACACACACACGGACGCACACACACGGACACACUCGCAUGCACAUGCGUGCACAUACACUCAUCCUCUCGAUUUGUCUCAGAGCUUUCUCUGAUACAGAUGUGCUAUAACUCACUCACACACACACUAACGCUCAAAGAGCAUUGUCCCUCACAGGGAUAGUUUCACUCACUCACAGCAACAUAAAGGUCAUGACCAAAGAGCCUAUUAUCUCUCUAAUGAUCUAUCAAUGACUGGAACACACACACACACACACGCCUGUCUGAAUAUUGGUAGUGGAGCUAUGGCACAGCAGUCACACACACAUUGUCCUCCUGUGUGGCUUUGUGAAAAAGCAUCCCAUAAUAUCUAUUGAUGUUUUUUUGUGCGACUCUUUGCGUCGCUGUUCCUGGUGCUCACGUUCUCCCUCCAGAUGCACUCCUGACCUUUCACCUCUCCUUUCAUCUCCUCCUCCCUAUCGCCCCGCGGCCUCGCGCCUCACUUCCUGCUGCCGUGACCUCCACUUCCUGAAACUCCUCUACCGCUCUUUGAAGAGGGCAGGUCUUUCAACACGGACCAGAGAGUUAUAAACACACUGCUCGCACUCUCUGUCUCUCUGUCUCUCUCUCUCUACGCUCUCUCUCCCUGUCUCUCUCUCUCUCUCUCUGUCUCUCUCUCUCUCUCUGUCUCUCUCUCUCUCUCUCUCUCUCUCUCUCUCUCUCUCUACGCUCUCUCUCUCUCUACGCUCUCUCUCUCUGUCUCUCUCUCUCUCUCUCUCUACGCUCUCUCUCUCUCUACGCUCUCUCUCUCUGUCUCUCUCUCUCUCUCUCUCUCUACGCUCUCUCUCUCUGUCUCUGUCUCUCUCUCUCUCUCUCACUACCUUUCUGCCCCCAUCUAUGUCUCUUCCUUCCACCCUCUCUGUGCCAGUCUCCUUUUCUUCCUGUGAUUGUGGGUAUGUAAUGGGUGGCCUUGUAUGUACGUUUGUUUUGGGUGACCAUGUCUCAGUGAGGGAGAGGUAUGCAGUGGGAAUGGACACUGCUGUUCCCACACUGGGGCAGUCCUACAAGGAAGGAAUUAGUCACUAGUCACCUUAGUCACUAAGGCCUGCUUAGGGAGCGGUCGAAAUGUACACACUUGUUACCCAGAGGAAAAUGGGGGAGGGGCAUGCUAUUUCAAUGUCAGUCAGGGGGAGUGUUGAGUGUUUGUCAUUUAGUCCAGGGGAGGGUCAUGUCAUUUGUAAUUGAUUAAAUGUCAUAUUGCUCAGUGUUUAUUUGCUUAUUAUAUCUCGAUGUGUGACCGAUGCUGCCCCUCAUCCCUGAUUCUCUGCUGGGCACGCAAUAUCAACUGUGCCUAGUGUGGUCGUAAUCAAAUGAUCCACUACCUAUACUAUAGGUUAUAGGCCUAGUCUAUACGAAGAGCACGCUCAGAGAAGGACACAGUUAUGUUGCUUAGAAAAUGUACUUUCUUCCCGAGUUUUUACGUUGCUGGGAUGGUGUAAAACCUGGCUACACUGCAUUACACAGCAAUGGAUAGGCUACACCAAUCAUGAGCCCUGGCUUGCUCUGGCUGAGGAAACCCCUGCUGACCAAUGGCUGUGCUGUGUAUGGUGGCACUUCAGUAAGCGAGUCAAAGGCUUCCUCCAAAAAAAUUGCAAUAUCUGUGCGUGCGGACUAGGCUAAUUAAUGUCCUGUUCAGUUUGAGAGGGAGAGCGUGAAGAUGAGAAUACCUAAUCAGUUGUACAACUGAAUACAUUCAAAUGUGUCUUCUGCGUUUACCCCCUCUGAAACAGAGAGGUGCUGCCUUAAUCCACAUCCACGUCGCCCGGGGAACAGUGGGUUAACUGCCUUGCUCAGGGGCAGAACAACAAAUUUUUACCUUGUCUGCUCGGGGUUUCGAUCUAGCUGUCACGUUCCUGACCUGUUUUCUGUUGUUUUGUAUGUGUGUGAUGGUCAGGGCGUGAGUUUUGGGUGGGCGGUCUAUGUUUUCCGUUUCUAUGUUGGUUUUGGGUUGCCUGGUAUGGCUCUUAAUUAGAGGCAGGUGUUUUGCGUUUUCCUCUAAUUGAGAGUCAUAUUAAGGUAGGAGGUUCUCACUGUUUGUUUGUGGGUGAUUGUCGCUGUGUCUGUGUAUUUUGCACCACACGGUACUGUCUCGUCUCGUUCGUUCGGUCGUUCCUGUUUAUUGUGUUCCUCGUUUCAUGUAAGUUCAUAGUUUAGGUCUGUCUAGUUCGUUUUGUUAUUUUGUAAAUCAUUCAAGUGUAUUUCGUUUCGUGUUUUUCCGUCUUGUCAAUAAAACAUUAUGUAUUCAUCACCCGCUGCGCCUUGGUCAACUCACUCACCGAAAGAGAGCCGUUACACUAGCAACCUUUCGGAUAGUCUCCUAAUACUCCUACACGCCAGGCUAGAAAACAGAAGGGAAGCUACUGCUAUAAUGGAUUUGAAUAAAAACCAUAUGUUUGUUGCCCAUAAUGAAGCCAUUUAUCAGUUAUUGACCUCACAAUAAAUCCUAUUUGAGUAAUUUACUUAACUUACAUUACUACGAAGACUAAUGGCUAACUCGAGAAGGUCCAGUUCAUUGUAACAGUCUUCAUCUGAUUUUGACUUUAGGCUAAUAACAACACUAGGGCUUUGUGUUGGAGCCUAUUUCUUCCAAUUCAAAAAAUAAGAAGUAUGCUUACCUGUUUGACUUAAUAAAUGAUUGUCUAACUAUCCAUCGAUUUUUGUCAGCCAAUUCCUUCAGUCACCAUACACUCCUUAAAUAUUCUGGUGUUAGUGAAGGGCUUGGUGUGUUAAGUUAAAACCAGGGCUCGAAUUGAGGGUGUAUGUGAGGGGGUUUGUGAGGGUAUUGUGAGGGUAUUGUGUCUCUUGUUAAGGAAAAUGUAAGCUUAAUAUUUUGAAAACAAUUAAAUGGGACUAAUUAUAUAAAGUGAUCUAUAAUGACGCUUUAGUCUGCAAAGCUUUAUGGGAUAUGUUUGGUCUGUCUCUGACAUUCAGUGGCUGUGCUACAAUCUUCUAUAGCCGGGGAGACACAACAUUUACUUUGCUUGGGGAGUAGUGUGUGAUUCUGUCACUAUCAAUUGACGUUCAACAUUUCAACAGGCUAUUAAACAACAUACUAACUCUAAAUCAGUGAGGAACGCGCCAGGUAGCCUAUGAAUUAAUUAUUUAAGUUAUGUUAUUAUUAUUUAAAGGAUAUAGCCUGCCAUUUAAGAAAUAAAUCGUGAAGCGUUUGUAACACACUAGAAGCUGGCAGGAGCCGAUACAUUUCGCAUUUAGGGUGUAUAAAAUGAAAUGUUAAAUCAUUAUUUAAUAGAAUUAAAUAACAAUGACAUGAAAAAUAUCUUAUUAGUCUGUAGUCAUUCUACAGUGAUUCUACCUUUGAAUUCCCUUUUAGAAACAUAAGUUUGUUUGGCCAGUCUUUGGUUUGAGGAUCGUGUGGUGAGCUAUGCAUGCCUGGUUUGUUCAUUUGGUCGAGCAGAUGCUCUGAUAUUCCCAUGCCCUAAUCACAGUCAAUAAACAUCUAUUUUCAAACAAAAAUGUCAUGGAAUAAAAUAAAAUAAAUUAGAAAAGUAUAGUUUCACAAAGGAAAAAAGUUACAAGUGCAUACAGAUCUACCUAAUGAUAUGCGG